Haliotis rubra (blacklip abalone) is the source of this 6772-nucleotide messenger RNA. Its product is annotated as murinoglobulin-1-like. The record is from RefSeq and is a predicted model, not a curated record. Gene Ontology annotation, cellular component: extracellular region. Lineage: Eukaryota; Metazoa; Mollusca; Gastropoda; Lepetellida; Haliotidae. Gene Ontology annotation, molecular function: endopeptidase inhibitor activity; protein binding.
UGCAUUCCAAUUACAUUGGCGCGACCUCGACCUUAUAUCAGUCACCGCUCAGGUAUUCAAACACACAAUUUGGGACGGGGACACAGUUGACUAUGCAUGGGCACUUGCUACUGGGAGCAGUGCUGCUCUCGCUAGCUUCCUUUGGGGCAGGGCAGUUGGAGAACAAUUGUUUGAUUGAGAACACUCAAGGAUGCCGCCUAGAAAGGCCACCUAUUUACAUGAUCCUGGCACCAAAACGGGUGAGACCUAAUCAGGUGAUCCAGAUGUUUACAACCAUCCUGAAGCUGGAAUAUACACACGUCAAUGUCCGAAUAUCCAUCGUCAAGGAGAACAUUGAAUACACUGGGACUGUGAUGAAGUUUGAGAGGCCGUCCAGCAGGAUAAUGCAGUUGCAGAUGCCACAAAAUGCACAAGCUGGGCAGUACAGACUCAGGGUGGAGGGAACUCUGAAUGGCGGCACAAGUGGUUACAUAUUCCGCAAUGAGACCGACAUUGAGUUUGACACCAAACAAGCCUCUCUCUUCAUCCAGAUGAGCAAGCCAAUAUACAGACAAGGACAAAUGGUUCAAUUCCGAGUAAUUCCUAUUCUUCCCGACAUGAUGCCCAAAUAUGGAAGUAUGACGAUAUAUGUUGAGGAUCCAACUGGAAUUCCUGUGAGAAGAUGGCUGGGUUUGCAGACAAAUGCAGGAGGUCUUGUGAGUCAAAGCUUUGAACUUGCUGACCAGCCAAACUAUGGUAACUGGAGCAUCAGAGUGGAUGCCUUCGGACACACAUACAGGAAACGCUUUGUCGUGGAAGAAUUUUGGGAGCCUCGUUUUGAUGUGAACGUCUCAGUUCCCCCAUACAUUAUGGACAACAUCCAGAUCUUCCAGGGCGUGGUGCUAGCCAAUCAGACAAGUGGUCGUCCUGUGAUCGGCAAUGCCUCCAUUACGUUGAUGUUCAAGCCCAAGCCAGUACCAGGAAUUGACUACGGAAACAAUUUCCCCUACAUUUACAGGUUUAUUGAAUAUCAUCUUGGCCGUAUCGAUUUCAAGUUUACUAUCGAGGAAAUUCGUCAGCUAGCCGACAGAAUUAUACCUGGCCAGAAUUUAGUGGACUGCGAACUUGUAAUGAGUGUCAACGUCUCAGAUUGGCAUUCUGGUCUGAACCGGACUGGGGUUGCCAGCACCAUCAUUUUUAACAGCAACGUGAAGCUAAAGUGGGUCGGGGGACCAGUACGGACAUUCAAGCCAAACUCCAUCAUAACAGUUGCAGUUGCCGUGAUGAAGUACGAUGGGACUCCAGUGGAUACACCCAAUAAGAUCGUGCGUCUGUACUCCUCCAUGUCUAACUCGGGUCCUGCCCAGCUGCGGUACGAUCAGCCAGUGGACAAGUCACCUGUAGGAGGCAUCGUGGAGUUCGAGGUGUAUGCUGAUACAGAGGUCAAGGGCAUGAUGCUGGAGGCCGAAUAUGACAAUGAUCCUACAACUCGUAUUCAACUCCGUGGAACACGAUUCUUCUCUCAAAGCCAGAGUUACAUCACCGUAACAACCUCAACAGACAACCCAAAAGUCAAUGAAUAUAUGAUCUUCCAUGUGAGGACCAGCAACUUUGUGCCAAGGAUCUUCUACCAGGUGGUGUCAGGGGGAAACAUCAUCAUUGGAGAUGAGCUGGAGAUGACGUCAAGGCAGAAGACAUUUGCCAUAGCGUUGUCCCGGGAGAUGAUCCCCACGGCCAGGAUGGUUGUGUAUUAUCUGAAACAACCAGAGGAGAUUGUAGUCGAUGUCCUCAACUUCUUCGUCAACGGAACCAGACAGAACCAGGUCACACUAGAAAUCAACCGAGGCAAGGACUUCAGCCGUGACACUAUUGAGUUUAAUGCCUGGGCCGACCCUGGCUCGUAUGUUGCCUUCGCAGGCAUGCCCGUUGACUUGUACAAUCGGGGAAUGGAUGACGGCAUCAGUGAAAAAAACCUGAUCGAUGAGCUGGGGACUUAUGACCAGCCAGCCAAUGGCAGCUACCGCCAUCUGUGGAGAAUCAGCGACACAGAGUAUGAGUACAAGUUCUUCCAUGCCUCCGACUACGGCAUAGACACCAACACAACAUUCAAGACGUCUGGCCUCCUCAUACUGACAGAUGCAGAUGUUGGAAGGCUUAACAAUGUACAAUCCUGUGAGGAGCAGGGUCAGUUCCCCUGUUAUGCUGUAGACUCCUGUUACACGAGGGAGCAAAUAUGCGAUAAAGUCUUCACUUGUCCUGACGGUGCAGAUGAGCAGGGAUGCAUAUAUGAAGAUACUCAAGUACGUCAUGCCUCUGCCAUGGAUAGAGUGAGCAGAAUCAUGCGUUUCUAUGACAACAGUUCCUGGGCUUGGCAGGAAAUCUUUGUGAAACCUGACGGCCGUGUAGAUUUCCGUGUGGAUGUUCCUAAGUACCCUCUCUCGUGGGUGAUCAAUGGCCUGUCUGUGAGCAGAGAACUUGGUCUUGGAAUCAUGCAGAGACCAGUCCUGUAUGAUGCUGCCCGGUACAUGUACAUCCAAGUAGAAGCACCUGAAACCAUUGUGAGAGGAGAGCAGAUUGGAGUGAGAGUCACUGUCUUCAACUACUGGUACAAUGAUGACUACAUUGAGGUGCUUGUCACCAUGCAUGGUGGCCCAGACUAUGAGUUUGUGGUGGUGAAUGACAUGGGCAUUGUCAGCGCCUACAAACCAACCACCCACAAAGGAGACCAUCAGACCAUUGUCUUUUUGGAGCCUGGGGAGUCAAAGGACAUCUACAUGCCGAUUGUGCCAACGAUAAUCAAGGGCGAGUUCACUUUCCGUGUAAGCGCCUCGUGUUUCAUGGAGCGGGACGAGGUGUACAGGAAGGUUAAUGUACAGCCUGAUGGUGUGAGGAACUAUUAUCACACUCCAUACCUGAUUGAUCUCAUCACCUAUGCCUCCAUUAUCAUCCCUGACCUUGAUGUUCCGGUGCCAGAACAGUUUGUUGUGCCAGAGCAGCGAGAACACUUGUAUGUGCCUGGAUCAGCAGUAGCACAUCUCAGUAUUUUUGGUGAUGUGGUAACUCCUGGAUUUUUUGAGGACUACCUGAAUGCUGAGAACGUCUUGUGGCGUCCGUACGGGACCGGAGAGAACAUUGCCUUCAACUUUGCCUACAAUCUACUGACGUUGAGGUUCAUGAAGGCCAGUCAGCAGCUGAGUGAAGAGGCUCUCCAGAAAGCUCUCUACUACAUGAACAUAGUUCUACAGAGACAGAUGGGGUACAUGAAUGACGAUGGGUCAUUCCGCAUGUUCCGAGAUGAUCCAACUCCCAGUCUGUGGUUAACAGCCUUUGUGGCCAAGAGUUUGCAUCAAGGGAGGUUUGGAGAGUGGGAACGUGACCUCUUCAUCCCACUAGAGCUCAUCAAUAAGAUGGUGGUGUGGAUCUGUCGGCAACAAAAUGAGACUGGCGCCUUCCAUCCAGAUUACUCUGUGGCAUACGACAGGAAAAUGGCUUCUGGAGACAACAUCCUCAGCCAGAGACUAUAUGACGACCCGAUAUCGUUAACAGCAUAUGUUCUCAUUGCUCUGUAUGAAACUACAGAUGUUUCAGAGGAUGCUCUGGCAUGCCUGGACUCGUCAAGAGCCAGAGCAGCUAACUACCUGGCCAAUAAAGUGAAUUCCAUACCAUCCACAGCGACAUUCCAGUUAUCCAUCACAGCUUACGCUCUCUCCCUCAGUCAGGAGAAAAGUCGCACAGCCUUCGAUAAACUCUGGGAUACCAGGAGAACAAGUACGGAUACUUACUUUUCGGAUGCCGAAGUGCCUUCCAACCCAUCAGAAAUUGUAAACACUGUUCGUUUUCUGAAGCCUCGUCAGGAACUGCGCAAUGACGCUCACGCUACUCAAGCAACAGCAUAUGCUCUGAUGGCACACAUUAACAACAAUGGGGUCAAGUUUGAACGUGAUUCCAUGAUGCGCUGGCUACAGACAAUGAGGAACAGCAUUGGAGGCUUUACUUCCACACAGGAUACUCUGGUUGCCAUGGAAGCACUGUUCCAGUUCACUCAAGUUGACCCCAACAGAAAUGUGUUUGACAUGAUGGUGAAACUGGAAUCUACUGCCUCCCCUAACUGGUCCCAGACCGGAUUCUUCACCAAAGCCAACUACACAAAGUUACAGAAUGCCUAUCUGCCUUUGGUAUAUGGUGCCAUGAAGAUCCUGGCCCAAGGAACAGGUCGAGCCCUCAUGCAGCUAACAACCACUGUGAAUGUUGAAUAUCCAUGGCUGCUGAAACCAACACAGGAUGAACAGAAGUUCUUUGACCUGAUGAUUGACUACUACACUUUUACAGGAAGAAACGGCUCUAUCUUUGAGAUGUCUCCUUGUGUUAGCUGGGCGUACACUGAGAAGAGUCUGACCAGUGGCCUCGCUGUCCUGGAAAUCGACAUCCCUACUGGCUACAUGGUCAUGAACAACACACUGCGUGAAUAUGUUCAAUCUGGCAUUGUGCCCAAUCUGCGGCGAGCAGAAUUCUACGGCAGGAAAGUCGUAUACUACUUUGAAUAUCUUGACCAGAGCAAGACCUGUGUAUAUUUCCGGGCAGACCGUUGGUACCCAGUAGCCAAUGCCACCAUCCAACACCGCAUCAGGGUGUUUGACUACUAUGAACCUGGAAUGCACAAUACAUCGAUCUAUACGACCUACACCUUGUUCACAAUGAACAUCUGCUUUGCUUGCGGUUCCUAUCAAUGCCCAUAUUGCCCCUCAUUCAAUGUGGCUGCAAUCCUUCAAGCCAGCAUCUCAAUGACGGCUGUCAUGCUUGGAUUCAUCAUCAAACGACAUUUGAUAACAUGAUAAAGCAAAUGAGUUUGCAGUCUUGUCCUUAAGUAUCAGCUUGUUAAAUCUGUUAAUAAUAGUAUUAGAAGAAUACAUGUCCUUGUACAGUGUUUAAGGAUAUUUUAGACACUUACUAAAUGUGACUAGUAUUGUGUGGUUUUAAUCUCAACAGUCUUUGAUCAUAAAGGAGUCAAUGAAUGAAGCACAUAUGACCCAAAUAAUCAGGAAUAUUUGGUGCCUUCUUUCAAAAACAUGAAGUAUACCAUUUGUAUCCAUUGAUUUAAUAGUUUCAAAACAUCAUGUUUCAAGACCAAUUUGUGAAUACCAGGUGAUCUGCUCAUUGUCGUGUGGAAUAACAUCAAUUAUCCAACACUGGAUUUCACAGGAGAUAAUGCUGAUUAUUAAUGUUUACCAACUAAAACAUGUGGCAGCAAUUGAUUUUAUUAGGUGAAGAGAAUCACAUUGUCAUGUCUUUCUACAUCAAACAUUUUGAUACUGUAUCUCAUUUGAUAUAUUAGAGUUUUAAAUUUAUGUUAACUCUUUUUGACAUAUUUGAUGUUAAAGGACACACGGGUGAAAUUCUCUAUACACAUCUCAUUCGGCUCAACUGAGUUCUGAGAUCAGGUGUCCAUUUUAGUUCUGAUGUGCUCUGUGAGCCAUAGAGACAUUGUCACUUUGAAACAAACGCAAUUGUUUAGUAACUUUACUUCUGAUCCUUGUACAUAUAUAAACAUAGUUGGUUUCUGAAUAAUUCAGUUGCACCCCUGGUUCACCUUUAAUACCUUUUCAGUUGGUAAAAAUUGGGAGGUGCCUCCAGAUCUGUUCAUAUAUAAAUAUCUAGUUCACGUAACUAGGGGGAAAGAAUUUAUAUUGGUAAAUGGAUUUGAACUUGAUGAAAUAACAUGCUUGUGAAAAUUUAACUAAAUAAGUAUUGAUCUCUCUUAUAGAGUAUUUUGUCAGAUUCUCAACUGACAGAAAAUCAGUUCCUAAAUUGGUAUGUUAGGAUAAGGAAGCAUGUGCUUAGAGAGGUUUUGUGAAAAUCUAUCCAUGAAACAAACCACUUUAAUAUUCAUGUAGUUCUUGCCAGCUCUCUCUCUCUCUCAGAUGAUAACAACAAUAAUUAUCAAAGAAAUGUCCUGCUUAAUACACAACUGUGUGUAUAAUUUCAACAUGAUUAUCAUGAUGUAGAUAUAGAAACAUAUUGUGUGUAUAUACCUAAUACAAAAAUGAUUCAUGUUCAUUGUAUGAUAUUCAUAUGUACAUUGCAUUAGAAUUGCACAUCUAGCAGAAGGUGCUUAUAGGUUGAAAUGAAGAUUUAUAUACCAUAUCCAUUGACCCAACCUGAGUUUUGUCUUAAUGGCCUUGACAUUUUGUAUCAUCUCUGGCUUUUUAACUGGUAGGUUUGUGUGUGAAACUUUUAACCAUAUUGAUCGAUUGAUGAUUAAAAAAAGUUGGAAUGCAUUCUUCCGGUUGAUAAUUCUUUCCUUUGGUGAUAAAACUAUUGUAAAAUCUCUCUAAGUUGAUAAUGUGAUUUUUGUUCAACAAAAAAAGCCCAUAAAACUUAAGUGGCUCAAAUGAGUCAUUUUAUGGUUUCUAUAUUUCACCAUGGAUUAUUGUGUACAUAUGUCUAUUUUGUAAAAUGUCAUAACCUGAAAUGGAACUAGUGUAGAUAAACUGGCAGUUGCUAUAGGAAGGGUAGAAUCUGUAUCCUUCAUAGUUGAUUACAAAUACUGCAAGUCUGAUGUCACUGAAGGAAUUUACACCAUUAUUGUCAGAAUUGCAGAAUGGGACAUGCGAUGUACAUCAAGGUGAUGAUCAUUUAGAGAAAUCGUUAUUUGUCGAUCUUGAAGAAAUGUUUUAUUCAGAUCCAUUUUCCCCAUGAAAUCAUUUUAUCCAUACAAUGGCUGUACAUAGAAACAAACUAUUUUUUACCUGUAUCAGCAAAUAACUUUUUAUUAAAAAUCGAUUUUUAGAAAGUG